UCAGCACGCUAAUUGCUCACAACUAUGUAAUUGCAAUGGUUAUACUAAAUGUUCUGAACUAUAAAUAGUCGCGUUUUAAUUUGAAAUCCAUACAAAGUACUUUUAAAAUUCAAACUGUUAGUUAGACUGAAAAUAAUUUCGCCUCGAACCGAUGCUAAUGGAACUAAAUUUCUACGCGAUUACUUUUUUAAAUGUUUUGGUUUCGCUGGUUUACGGUAUGUAAAGCUCCUCUCCUCACUCUUCCAUUUGCGCUCAGUUGCCCCCUUCUACACUUAAUUUUUUUAGGAAGCACCGCAGACUCAACGCGCAUUGUUGGUGGUAAUGACGUGCCUCCUGGGGAAUAUGUUCCCUACCAAGUAUCCCUACAGUAUUUUACUAAAAAGAAUAAGUACCAACACUUUUGUGGCGGCUCCAUUAUAGCACCAAGCCGUAUUUUGACCGCCGCUCACUGCUGCAAUGGCUUUGAUGUGAAGCGGAUGACAGUGCUGGCCGGCGUUCGCGACCUUAACGACUCGGAAGGUGUGCGAGUGCAGGUAGCUUCCUACGAUAUUCACGAAAACUACGAAGAACUUGUGACCAGUGAUACAGCUAUCCUGACACUAGUCGAACCGCUGAAUUUGGAUGGAGUACGAAUGGCAGCUAUUGACGUUAGGGGUUCUGAGCAGGUGGGCGGGGGAGUGCCAGUCACCUUGACGGGCUGGGGUUUGCGUUUGCCAAUGCCUCUGCCAUUCCUGCCUCCGGAGUUGGACAACGUCAAUUACCCGACCACCUUGCAAACCAUGAACUAUCACACCAUUACAAACCAGGAAUGCAAAAACAGUGGGAUGGAAGACCUCACUGACACGGAGAUAUGCGCUCGCGGCCGUCUGCUUAAAGGCGCCUGCUCGGGUGACUCUGGCGGACCCCUCGUUAUGAAAACUGAAGAGGGGCUCCAUCAAGUUGGCAUUGUAUCGUAUGGACUCUUCAUUUGUGGCGUCUUCAGUGUCAUACCGGACGUGUACACAAGAGUUUCUGUGUUCGAUGAUUGGAUACAGGCGCGAUUACAGUUAAAGUUCGCACACACAUGCCCUUUAAGUAGUACACACUCAUAACUAGAAAAUCCAUAUAUCGUCGUGCGCACAAAAUGCAUAUCUUAAGAUAGACGUAG
Rhagoletis pomonella (apple maggot) is the source of this 1147-nucleotide messenger RNA. RefSeq names its product chymotrypsin-2. NCBI's taxonomy places the organism in Eukaryota, Metazoa, Arthropoda, Insecta, Diptera, Tephritidae. Gene Ontology annotation, biological process: proteolysis. Gene Ontology annotation, molecular function: serine-type endopeptidase activity. The record is from RefSeq and is a predicted model, not a curated record. The transcript is spliced from 2 exons. The coding region runs from base 192 to 1091 and encodes 299 amino acids.